Messenger RNA from Nannizzia gypsea CBS 118893, 561 nucleotides. Its product is annotated as U1 small nuclear ribonucleoprotein A. The transcript is spliced from 3 exons. Gene Ontology annotation, molecular function: RNA binding. The record is from RefSeq and is a predicted model, not a curated record. Lineage: Eukaryota; Fungi; Ascomycota; Eurotiomycetes; Onygenales; Arthrodermataceae. The coding region runs from base 1 to 561 and encodes 186 amino acids.
AUGGCCUCCAAAACUGCCCCUACCAACGUUGGCGCGCCAAAUCAGACACUAUACUGUACAAACCUCCCCGAUAAGAUCAAGAAACCUGACUUGAGGACGGCUCUAUAUACACUUUUCUCUACUUAUGGCGCGGUCCUCGAUGUUGUGGCCAUGAGAUCGAAGGGUAUGCGCGGGCAAGCACACAUUGUGUUCAGGGACGUCCAAACGAGCACACAGGCGAUGAGAGCGCUGCAAGGUUUUGAUUUCUUUGGAAAAGAAAUGAAAAUUGUUUACGCCAAAGGGAACUCGGAUAUAAUUGCAAAGCUUCGCGGCACUUUCAACCCAUCAGGCAUGAACGAAGACCAAGGAAUAUCAACAGAACUUCAGAAAUCCAUCUUUAACGCUCCGCCGUCUGCAGCAACUGCCACUCCGUCCGUGCCACCUAAGCCAGCCAACGGCGAGGCUGCCGAGCCAGCAGCACCGCAGGGUGUAAAACGGACCCGAGAGGAAGAGAGCGAUGGCGAAGCGCCUAUGGAUGAGGAGAGUGACGUGUCUAUGGAAGCAUCGUCCGAUGAGGAUUAA